CGGGAGCCGCGGCGAGCGGCGGUGACAGCGGGCGCGGAGCCGGUGCCUGCCCUGCCCCAUGGAGCAGCGCCGAGGCAGCCGGGCCCCGCUCCGCCCGCAGCUCCGGGCCCCGCUGCGGCGGGCGGCGCGGCUCUGAGCCCCGGGCGCUGCUGCUCUGCCCUGUCCUGCCCUGCCCCGCGCCCGGCACCAUGGACGGGCUCCUGGAGCCCUUCCCCGCCGAGCGCCUCUUCCCCGGCGCCGGCUCCGGCUUCCUGGACCUGGGCGACCUCAACGAGGCGGAUUUCCUCGGCAGUGUGCAUUUCUCUGAAAACCUGGAUCACUUCUCUGAGAACAUGGAGGAUUUUUCCAAUGAACUCUUCAGCAGUUUCUUUGAUGAUCCAAUGCUGGUUGAAAAGAAUCCUCUGCUGGACAUGGACCUGGACCCUCCCACUCCUGGCAUCCAGGCAGAGCACAGCUACUCACUCAGUGGAGACUCUGCCCCCCAAAGUCCCCUCAUGCCUGUCAAGACUGAAGAUAAUGCUAAUGAUCUGGAAAGUGGAGUGUGGUCCUUAGGACACAAGCUGUGCUCCAUCAUGGUAAAGCAGGAACAGAACCUGGUCCCAGAACUUUCCGAGUCCCAGCUUGCAGCCAGUUCGGUGCCCGUGCUGAACCUCAACCCGCUGCAGAGACUACCAGCUCCUGAGGAGAAACAGCUGUUCAGUGGUCCUGGAGAAAGUCCUAAGCAGGAGAAGUUUCACUCUGUUUCUACAAAGCCUGAAAAAAUACUCCCAGCUCUGAUUAAGGCUUCUAUAGAAAUUAUUCCACCACCUGUGAUCAAAGCUGAGCCCAAGGAGGUGAACCAGCUUCUAAAUGUACCUGCAGAUGACUUGGUGCAGAUGCCUCCAACUCCCCCCAGCAGCCAUGGCAGUGACAGUGAUGGAUCCCAGAGUCCACAGUCCCUGCCUCCCUCCAGCCCAGUCCGGCCAGCUGCUCGUUCUUCUACUGCAAUCUCCUCCUCUCCUCUCCUCACAGCACCACAUAAAUUACAAGGGACUUCAGGUCCCCUGCUCUUGACCGAGGAGGAAAAACGCACCCUGAUUGCUGAGGGCUACCCCAUCCCAACCAAGUUGCCCCUGACCAAAGCAGAGGAGAAAGCACUGAAGAGGGUCAGGAGGAAAAUCAAGAACAAGAUCUCUGCUCAGGAGAGUCGCAGAAAAAAGAAGGAAUAUGUGGAGUGUCUAGAGAAAAAGGUUGAGACUUACACAUCGGAGAACAAUGAACUCUGGAAAAAAGUAGAGACCUUAGAAAAUGCAAACAGGACUCUGCUCCAGCAGUUACAGAAGCUCCAGGCUCUGGUGGCUGGGAAGGUCUCCAGACCUUAUAAAAUGGCUUCUACACAGACAGGGACCUGCCUAAUGGUGCUGGUGCUCUGCUUUGUUCUGGUCCUGGGAUCCAUGAUGCCGUGUCUCCCUGAAUUCUCCUCAGCAUCACAGACCGUGAAAGCAACCCCAGCACCAGACAUUUAUACAACCAGUAAGAUUCAGUCACGGAGCCUCCUGUUUUACGAUGAGGGUGCUGGCUCUUUAGAGGAGAGCUACAGCUCCUUCCUACCUGUGGAGCAUCCUGAUGGCUGGGAGACUGACAAGGGGCAGUCUGAGGAGAGGAGGCCUCAAGAGCGCACACUUGGCCACCUGGCAAGGACACAUGAGACAGCCAAGUACCUAAGCAAGUCCCAGCUGGAGGGUCCAGACCAGAACCAGACUGACCCAACUCUCAAUCACUUCAAAAAGCAGUUCCACGAAAGGGAGAGAAGCUCCAGUGACACAGCUGAAUAUUUGUAGCAGCUGCCGGACCUCAAGGCCUCGUCUGUCUGGAUGCAGGAUCCCCUCCUAGCUGAGUGAUUGAGAAGACUUUGUGGGAGAGGACACUGCAUUCAGAUGCUCCCAAACUGGUCUUGGGUUCAUCCCUCCCCUUCCUGCCUGUGCCCUCUUGUUAGUAUGGAACACUCUGAUGGGAGUCACAGUGACUGCCAAAAACCAGCUUAUGCCUGGCAAAGCCAGAGGAGAAAGCCCCUUCCUCUGCUGCAAGUGAACAUUUGCCCAAAGGUGUGCUUGUUCAUUUGGGUCCUGGUCAGGAGGAGAGGGACUCUCUCAACAGCCUCCCUUCUGAGGGGGCACUGCCCCAUUUUGCUUCCCUUGGUCACAUCAGAUGCAUCUGAAGGAUAGAGGAUGCCCUUGGCUUAUUGCCCCAGUGGAGAGGCUCAGGGGAUGGUAACUUUGGGGUUAGUCUGCUGGAGAGGUUGAGAUAAUUUCCUCCUCACCCCCUCAUUAAUAUGCUGCUGCCUCUUCUGAAAGAAGACCUAGUUCUUUCUUGAUCUAGUUUUCUGUCAGUGGAUGUGCACUCUUAACUUCUAAUCCUACCUGCUACAAAGAUCUGCAUGCAAACUUAGUGGGGGAGAGCUGCCAGACUGAUAAAUAGAUGUCAAAUACAGCCUGCAGCUCCUGGGAAACCAGAGCUCCAAAAGACAUGGUAUCAUUUCUCCUCCUCCUCCUCCUCCUGCCCCCCCUCCCCCCCCCGGGUCCUAGGGAACAGCAUAGACUGGCCCUGUGAUUCUCCCACUUUCCAUUCUAGAGACCACCCUAUGAGAUAGUAAGACCACAGGACAAACUAACACCUGAUAAACCCCCUUCUACUGAUUAUUGCUGGAAAGUGCCUUUUUGUGAUCCUCCAGAAAGCUCCUGGGGGUCUGUGACCAACAGACUGAGAAUCACAGGCCCAGUGGCCCCUCCCUAAGCCCAGCAAUGUGGCAAAAGCUAUUUGGGAUGAUGAAGUGGGAGUUCUCAGUAAAGGUCAUCCAAGUGAGCUUGGGACACCUUCUCAGAUGCUGGCACCAAAGUUUCCAACCUCUCGUCACCUUUAAUGCCAGGCUGUGCUGAGCUUGGUGUGUGGAAAUUGCCUCAUCUCUGUCUGUGUGCGAGAGGCCUCACUUCUAGUCUGGCCAGCCCCAUGCUCUAAAUCUCACGUUAGCUCGCAGAUGCUAGUUUUUGUCCCGGGAAAGGCCCCUCUCUAAAGAUUUGCAUGUCUCUUUGCUCUACCCAGCCUCCCCCACCCCCCAACUGCCCCUUGCUGCAAGGCUUGUUCGGGACCCUAAAGCCUAACAUCCAGUCUUGUCUAAGUUGCCCUACUUUUGUAAAUAGGAGUCACUGUAUCCCUGCUGGUUCUCUCACACCAUGCUAGAUACUUCUUUGAUUCAGUUAUCUCAACCACCUACCCAAGCCCUUCUCAACACAUUGCUGUAGCUCACUUCUUCCUCCCUCCUAGUCCCUCCCCAAGCCCUGAGAUAUUUCCAUGGUUGGGGAAGGAAGAGAGAUGGGAAGGCCCUCACUGAGCAUUCCCUUGGGGGGUUCCAAGUCAGGGGGCAGGGCAGGGUGGGGGCUGCCCUCACAUCCCUCUUUCUUCUCCCCCAUUUUUACAUUUUGUCCCUGGAGUGACUUGUACCUAAUCUGGACACAGCCAGCCACAGCCACACUCCCAUGGACACUGCUGAUGGGAUGGGGAAGAGGAAGAUCCACAGAACAACUCUGCUUCACUCAGGGUCUGUCUAGGACCCAUCAGUUGCUACAUACCACUGCACUUCCCUCUCACCACCUCACUCCAGCCCCAGCAAAAAGAACCACUGUCAGGUCCAGGCAUCCCCUCUCCUCCCAUUGCCACCCAGCUCUCCCCUUGCAUAGCCUCAGGCAUGGCCCCCAGUGACACCAUUGUACAGAGACCAAGAGCAGAAAUCGUUUGUACAUAGUGAACCUUAUUUUGUAUUAUUGCUGAUCCCUUAAGAUAUUGUAUUUUGGAGACUCUCAGAUCCUAUUUUCAAUAUUGUAUUUUAUUAAGAGUUAGAGCGGGCUUGGCCUCUAUGAACUUCCUCUCUUUUGGCAGCUCUCCUUCCCCUUGUAGCCCAGCAGCUGCCUUUUCCUUCAUUUGCCUCUCUUUUUUUGCCUCCCUUUCUUUCCCUCCUGUCUCUUGCUCUGCAGUCGCUUUGGAGAAGCAAAAUAAAAAAAAAAAAAAAAAAGAUGCAGCAUCA
This is a messenger RNA of Alligator mississippiensis (American alligator), 4057 nucleotides long. It is a transcript of the gene CREB3L1, whose product is annotated as cAMP responsive element binding protein 3 like 1. Gene Ontology annotation, molecular function: DNA-binding transcription factor activity, RNA polymerase II-specific; cAMP response element binding. The transcript has 13 exons. The record is from RefSeq and is a predicted model, not a curated record. Gene Ontology annotation, biological process: regulation of transcription by RNA polymerase II. NCBI's taxonomy places the organism in Eukaryota, Metazoa, Chordata, Crocodylia, Alligatoridae. The coding region runs from base 189 to 1820 and encodes 543 amino acids.